AGCGGGUGGAGGUGGAAGAUUCGGAGAGCUCGAAGAUUCCGCAAACGUCAGAUGAGCACAGGCAACGAAGAAACUCCAAACGGGAUGCCCACUGUGGAGCAUGAUGACGAUUUUUUCGGCGACCAAAGUUCCGACGCACUUGAACUUGAAAGUCGACACCGUGAGGUGGAGGUUUUAAGACGCCAACAUAUGACCUCUGGAAUCAGAGAGGGUGCUACCGCAGCUCAUGACCAGCAUUUGCAGCAAGGCUUUGAUCAAGGAUUUGCAGGUGGUGCGAAAGCCUCUGCAGAAGCUGGGUUUUUCAUGGGUGCGUGUUCACUGCUCGAGGCCUUCUUCAAGAAAGGGACCGGAGAUUUGCGAGCGGCACAUGGCAGUCAAGCUCUCGGGGAUACAGAGGUACCUAUGCAGGAUGUUCGAGACAUCGAGACCGAAAGAGCGCGGUUACAGGGAGAAUUGCGGGUACUUCCAGAAGGAGGCUCCAUAAACGUGCAGAAGGCGAAGGAGGCAUGCGAGAAAGUCGCCGUCUUCGAGAUUCCUCCAUCUAUAUUGCCAGUCUCCACUUCUGACGUAACUAAUAGAACUUCCUAGUACUGACGAGGCCGCUAUCGUCUUGGCAUCGCCCUAACUCGCCCAUGUUGCAAAUGUGAACAGUACAGCCAAAGUAGCACCCGUUGGUAACACCGAGCAGCAAAAUAAGUGUUUAUGAAGCAAAAACCAAAUCCUACAUACCCCUCUUCAUUCUUUCCAGUUCCCCUUCGACAUCUGGGUCCACCUUUCCCGGCAACUUGAAAGGAGUGCUACUGCCGCCAAUCUGAUUUUUCAUCUUUUGUAGCUCAUCAUCUACUGAGUCAGACUCGAGCGCCUUAAAUUUGCUCUCCAAGCUGACAUCCGCAGGGCCUCCCAUCGAGAGCUCUCGCGUUACAUCUGCCUUCACCUCAAGCUCCUCAACUUUUGUCUUCAUCCGUUCAAACGCAUCAAGCCCACCGCUUGUAGUUACGUUGCUAAGCAUAUCGUUGACCUUGGCACUUGUCUUCGCAGUCCGAGCCCUAGCCACGUACUGAUCCUUCUUUGACCUAGCCUCCGUAAUCUUACUCUCAAGUUGCUGCAUGGACCCAAACAAUUUUUCAACGUUUUGUUUCAUGCCCUGAAUCUGACCACCCAAGCUGGCCUCCUGCUCGUCUGCCAUCUUUUUCCUCGUCAGGGCCUCCCUAGCGAGAUCCUCCUCUCCCUUCUGCAAGGCCAAUUGCGCUCGUUUCUUCCACUCCAAGCUGGUGACGGCGGCCUGCUCGCGCUGGCGUUCAAUUCUUUUGAGGGUAGCCGAAACCUCUGCGUACGCCUGUCGGACCUUGAUGAGGUCUCCCUGCAUAUCGGUAACGGUCUGGUUGAGAAUCUUCUCCGGGUCCUCCAUCCCCGAGACGGCCUGGUUGACGUUUGCGCGGAUGACGCGGAAGAAGCGGUCAAACAGGUUCAUCUGCAUGGGGGUGUGAGCCGGGCGGGUCCGUCGGACGGCGGGGCCAUAGCGCGCAAAUCUACGCACUGGCCGGCCGCUGAAGGAAGAUACGGCGCUCGACAUUGCGCAGCCGUGCGGGACCGGGGUGAGCGGGAGCACAUAGGCGGAGCUCAUGCUGACGGAGAGACGCGCGACGGGUGUGGCCAUGGCUUUUGAAGGACGGGGUGAUGCAGGCGGUCGAGGGAGAAGGCGUGCCGAUGACGUCGAAGGGGUGAUGAGGAAAGGGGAGGGUGUGUGCCCCGUUGGAGUUUAGUGAUGA
This is a messenger RNA of Chondrus crispus (carragheen), 1769 nucleotides long. RefSeq lists its product as hypothetical. Bases 85 to 588 code for a protein of 167 amino acids. The record is from RefSeq and is a predicted model, not a curated record. Lineage: Eukaryota; Rhodophyta; Florideophyceae; Gigartinales; Gigartinaceae. The transcript has 4 exons.